Molecule: messenger RNA, 906 nt
Organism: Echinostoma caproni
Lineage: Eukaryota; Metazoa; Platyhelminthes; Trematoda; Plagiorchiida; Echinostomatidae
Source: the annotation of a GenBank genome assembly
AUGUGGCGAGAUGCUGAACAUGGCGGCGGAAUCGGUGCUCCAAAAAACAAAUCAAAACCAGCCGAUCCGAACGAUCACCGUGGACUGUUACCUCCUCUGUCCCCGUGGUCGUUCCGUCCAUGGACUCGUCGUUUAGGUGCCGCGUGGCGGUACACAUUGUUCUGGUUAAGAUCCACGCCGGAGGUGAACGAUACCCUAAUGCUGACAGCGGGCUCGGAUUCGAAUCCGUCGUUUUUUCGUGUGAACGCCGAAAUUCCCACUGCACAAUCCUCUCAAUCCAUGGUCCAUCGUCGUAUACGUUCCAAAUAUGGUCGACUUGUUUACACUCCGGCUUGUGACGGAUGCUCCAAAUGUUGGCCUAAUCGAAUUGAGCAUCUUCAGUCCACCUCAGAUCUCGGCGUUUCUACAACUCCCAAAUCAGAGUCUACAUUCAGUAGGAUGUUUGGACUCAGUCGGGCCAAGUCGGUCGGUUCCGGGCUAUCGAACCAAAUGCAUCAAAAACGUCUUCCCUCUGAUCGUAGCCACAUCCAAAAUGAGGAAUGCGGCCGUGAGUACACCGUGGAUUUACGGGAUACAGCCGGUGUUGUAAUGACUUUGGAUGGUGAGAAUGUGCGAGUUCAAAUCGUUCCCACACCGAAAGGAUUUUUUUCGUACAUGCGUGAAACGUUCUCCUGGUUGCGUUUGGACAGUUACCGUGCCAAUCUGAUCGAUGAACCCCAGUCAUUGCGUUGUGCAACUGUACGAUUGUAUCCGCAAAUCACUCAAAAUGAAUUCUACUGGAUCGAUAAUGAUCACUUCGAGGCGUGCCCGGUUGAAGUUCGUGUGCGAAUCAAUGCUAUCGAUUUCUAUCGCGAAUCGUGCCCACAGCCGGAUAAUUGCGAUCCAUCAUUCCUUGAGUCCGCGUAA